This is a messenger RNA of Coregonus sp. 'balchen', 565 nucleotides long. The record is from the annotation of a GenBank genome assembly. NCBI's taxonomy places the organism in Eukaryota, Metazoa, Chordata, Actinopteri, Salmoniformes, Salmonidae.
GUGUGUCCUGGUACCCAGAAUGGCCUGAGCUCCACAGGAUCCCAGGAGAACCAGUACAACCUGAUCAAGGACCGCUACACAGGCUGUGAGAUCAUCAUGGGUAACCUGGAGAUCACCCAGAUAGAGAGUGACUGGGACUUCUCCUUCCUAGGGGUGAGAGAGCAGCCAUGUUGUUCUAUUAUCUCUUGUUGUUGUCGUCUUCUUCUUCUUCUUCUUCUUCUUCUUCUUCUUCUUCUUCUUCUUCUUCUUCUUCUUCUUCUUCUUCUUCUUCUUCUUCUUCUUCUAGUCCAUGAGACAUGUCCAUGAAGCCUCCACUGGUAAUCGAGGUAAUCUGGUAAUGUGACUGUCUCUAACCUUAUUCUAACUCCUGUCCCUCCAGACCAUCAGAGAGGUAACCGGCUACAUCCUAAUCGCCAUGAACCACUUCAGACAGCUGCCUCUGGAACAGCUGCGUGUGAUCCGUGGUAAUACCCUGUACGACCGGGGCUUCGCACUCUCGGUAUUCCUCAACUACCCCAAGGAGGGCUCCAAUGGACUGCAGCACCUGGGACUCACACACCUCACC